This is a messenger RNA of Lutra lutra (Eurasian river otter), 1753 nucleotides long. It is a transcript of the gene ETV7, whose product is annotated as ETS variant transcription factor 7. The transcript has 8 exons. Gene Ontology annotation, molecular function: sequence-specific DNA binding; DNA-binding transcription factor activity, RNA polymerase II-specific. The coding region runs from base 260 to 1264 and encodes 334 amino acids. Gene Ontology annotation, biological process: regulation of transcription by RNA polymerase II; cell differentiation. Lineage: Eukaryota; Metazoa; Chordata; Mammalia; Carnivora; Mustelidae. The record is from RefSeq and is a predicted model, not a curated record. Gene Ontology annotation, cellular component: nucleus.
GGCCGGGGCGGGAGUGGAAGCCGGAUCCCGCUCUUUCGUUUUCGUUUCCCGGAAGGAUAGCGAUUACCGGAGCGCUCUGAGACCUUCCUGGCCCGGGAAACCCGAGGGCACUUCUCGAAAGAGAUUUCCUCCUACGCGACCUUCCAGUUUUGGGGACCCAGUUAAGGGGCGUGGGAAGGAGGGGCUCAGCGCGCUGAGCAGCCGCGGCCAGGGAAGCGCUCACGACUGACGGCGGGGAGCUGUCUCACCUCCACCUGUAAUGCAGGAGGGAGCACUGGCCAGCUCUUCCGUGAGGCCGGAGGCAGCCACACCACCCCCGGGCACCCAGGCCAGAUGUGAAGCUAGAAUGAACUUGCUGGGUGAAGGGGGAAUCUGCAAGCUACCAGGAAGACUCCGCAUCCAGCCAGCACUCUGGAGCAGGGAGGACGUGUUGUACUGGCUGCGCUGGGCUGAGCAGGAGUACUCUCUGCAGUGCACUGGGGAGCAUGGGUUUGAGAUGAACGGCCGAGCCCUCUGCAUUCUCACCAAGGAUGACUUCCGGCUUCGUGCACCUGGUUCAGGUGACGUCCUCUAUGAGCUGCUCCAGUACAUCAAGACCCAGAGGCAAGCCCUGGUGUGUGGACCCUUUUCUGGAAGGGCCUUCAGACACAAGGUGUCCACUCAGUGCUGCCCCUGCCUCUUGGAAGAGGGGACUGGGCCACUUCCGUUGGUUCCCGGAAGCAAUCUCCUGCAGCAGCCAUCACACCUGGGGCUGGCCAGCUCCUCAAGUCCCCUGGCCAAGUGGCCCCUCAGCAGGGAGGAGUCCCUCAACGUAUCACACUGUGCAGAGCUGGGCUGCAGGGCUAAGGGAGACUGCUCCUUCCCCACCGUGCCACAGGCCCCCAUCGAUGGCAGGAUCGCUGACUGCCGGCUGCUGUGGGAUUAUGUGUACCAGCUACUCUCUGACCCCAGGUACGAGCCCUACAUCCGGUGGGAAGACAAGAAUGCCAAGAUCUUCAGAGUUGUGGAUCCAAAUGGGCUUGCCAGACUCUGGGGAAACCAUAAGAACCGGGUGAACAUGACCUAUGAGAAGAUGUCUCGUGCCUUGCGCCACUACUAUAAGCUGAACAUCAUUAAGAAAGAACCCGGGCAGAAACUCCUAUUCAGAUUUCUGAAGACACCCAGCAAGGUCAGCCAGGAUGAGGACAGCCGCCUGGAGCAGCCAGAGAGCCAGGAGCAGGACAGGAUGGAUUUCAAGGAGAAGAUGCUGGAAGUCUCUCCGUGAGGGUCAGGUGGAUUCUGGGCACCAAGCACUGAUGGACAGAAACUGAGUAUCCCUUGAUGACAGCUAUAUUUCGCCCGGUCGUCUCUGCCUUCCUCACAGAGCAGCAGGGAUCCCCAAUGGGUUUUGCACUCACAGGAUCAUCACUGUUGUCUCAGACCUCAAAGCUGCCUGGGCACCCGGGGGGCUGAGAACUGAGAGGUUUUACAUUCUGGACACUGUGGGGGACAUCGUUCUUGAGUAAGGCAGCCCUGGGGCUCAGUGGGGCGUAAGAGUGAACUCUCUCCCUGCCCUACCCCUUGCUACCUGCUCAGCUUGGGAGCAGUUGCUGGGCACCAAAAGAGUCUCCAACUCAGCUCCUUCAACUUAGAGAAGGUAGCAGGGGCCCCUCAUGGAGCCUUAGCUCCUUCCUCUUUUGUAAGAGGGACCUGUCAGUCUUAGUAAUAACAUCUAACAAUGCUAACUGACAUUGAAGUGACCCCGUGUACCAGG